This is a messenger RNA of Ananas comosus (pineapple), 988 nucleotides long. RefSeq lists its product as uncharacterized. Bases 313 to 645 code for a protein of 110 amino acids. The transcript has a single exon. The record is from RefSeq and is a predicted model, not a curated record. NCBI's taxonomy places the organism in Eukaryota, Viridiplantae, Streptophyta, Magnoliopsida, Poales, Bromeliaceae.
GAACAAGACCUGCACGAAGCAUUUCUUUCUUGCAAAACUUAUGCCACAGGAGAGUAUUCGGGGACAACAGAGAGAAUGAGAAUAAACCGUAUUAAUAAACCGGCGAAUUGACCAAAAAAAAAUGCAAUUAGAAAAUUGUAGCGGUUGCAUACAACUCGAUCUCACGUCCCACGGGAUAUAUAAGCUUUACACCGUAGAGCUUCGGAGACACCGAGACGCCUAUUUCUAUUCCGAUUUCUACUCCUCCCUCGACUCAAUACAAUCUCUGACCUGUGUUUCCACCCCCGACCACGUUCCCCUUCUCCCUCGCCCAUGUCGAUGGCCCCUUCGACCUCGGCAGCUGCGGCUAGGGUUUCGCUGGUGCUCUCGCUCCUCAUCUUCGCGUCCUCGAUCUCGGUCUCCUCCUCCUCCUCCUCCUCCGCAUCUCCCAAAAAGAUCCUCGCCCACGCGUCGGCGGCGGCGACGGCGGGAGGGGCGGAGUGUCGGGAGCUGGGGUCGAGGGAGGAGUGCGCGCGGAGCCCGCGGCGGUGCCGGUGGUGCCGCAGCGACGCGAUCGACGACAUGUGCUUCGGAUCCGCCGAGGCGUGGCGCCUCCCCCACCAGGUCUUCUCCUGCGAUCCAAUUCCAGUCGCCGCCGCGUCCUAGUUCCUAGUAUUCCCCUCUCCUCUCUCCAGAAGCUUCUAUUUUUUUUUUUUUCUUUUCCUCUAAUUUCUCGUACUUGCUUCGAUCUGAGUAGCCUCAAUCUCCUUUUGAGCUCCCCUGUAAGAAAAAAGGAAAAAAAAAAAAAAAAACUGGUAUGUGUGUAUGUGUUCUUUUUUUUUUUUUUUGUUUUGUUUUAAUUAUUUUUACACGGAUCUGCAAUUGGAAAGUACAAAGAAAAAAAAAGAAAAGGAAAAAAAAAAGCCUGAGUUAGGGAUUAGGAUUCGUUCACCACCUUAUAGAAGAGAGGCACGCUUCUGAUGCUCUGAAUCAGUUUAUGGUUGAUUUA